GUUGUGUACAGGUACGCGCGGCCGCUGGCGGCGCCGCCGGAGCGCCAGGCGAUCAGUUGAGCGCCGCGCACAAAAAGACUACACAUGGGCUCGGUAGUGCUGGCGGCGGCCGAUAGCAAACAUCUGCAGAGCCGCGCGCCGCGGUCGUGACACGUGUGUGAGCGAGUGAGCGCGCAGAGUGCGGCCAGUGAGCCGGGUCGGGUGACCGCGGCGCGGAGCGGGCUCGCCGACCGGUGACAGUCGCGAAGAGCGGGCGCCAGCGGCGGCGGCGCGCGCGCUCGCUCGUCUCGGCGGAGCGGCGCAGCGGUGUAAGCAUGAACGGUCCGAGUGGUGAUACCAGCGACAGGCAGUUCGUGUGCAAACUGUGCGGCAGCAACUUCAACAACGAGACCUCCAAGGAGCUGCACGAGAAGUAUCACCACAAGGCGGCGGCGGCGGCGGCGAGCGGCAGUCCCGGCCCGGCGUCUGAGCCGGCGGCGCCCGAGCGGCAGCCGUUCCCGACCGAGGGCGGCCGACCCGAGUGGGAGCCGGCGCCGGCCGACUCCAAGAACGGUCACAUGGCGCGCGGAGAGGAACACUACUACCCGCAGUACUGGGAGCAACCCGGAGGCCCGCCGCCCGGGCCGGGGCCGCAGCACGAGCAGGGCCCCCCGGAGACGGGCGGCUGGAGCGAGGGCCACUUCCCGCCGACUCCGGACAGCAGCGGCUACGGCGGGCACUCGUCCAAGUCGCCCAACGACGAUACGAGUGGCGCCGAGAUCCUCGACCUGGACUCGAACCGGGUGCACUUCUACACGCCGGCGGCCGGUGGUGGGUGGCCGCCCUUCUACGGCGGCCCGCCCGGUCUGACCGGCCACCCGGGCCUGCCGGCUCACCUGGGACACCUGCAUGGACACCCGGGGAUGCCGGGUCACCUGCCGCCGUCCUACGGGCCGGGCGGCCCCGCUCCCGGCCAGUUCAACUCGACCCCGCCGCCGCCCAUGAUCCCGCCGUACCAUCAGCAACAACAGCAGCAACUCCAGCAACAGCAGCAGCAGCAGCACGCCCAUCAGCAGCAGCUCCAGCAGCAUCAACAGCAGCAGCAGGGUCCUCAGCCCGGCUACGGCUCGCCGGGUCUGCAGGUGGCCAUGCCACCGCCGAACAUGUUCCCGGGCUACGGCGGCCCGCCGUCCGGCCCGGACUCGCCCGGCAGUGACAAGACGCUCGGCUCCGGCCAGCCGCAGCAGUGCAAGAGACCCAAGACCUACCUCUGCGAGGUCUGCGACAAGAAGUUCACCAGCAUGGGCCACCUGAAGCGCCACUUCAACACCAUCGUGCAUCGGCAGACUAAGGAGGGAAAGAAGUCGUCGCCCAGCGUCAAGAGUAAGUCGCGCUCCCGGGCCGCGUUCGGAGACAGCGCCCCGCCGCCGCCGCCGGCCCCGGUGCCCCCGCUGGUGACCAUGCCGUCCGGCCCUCCGGAGGGGAUGCGCAUGUACGGCCUUCCGUUCCCGCCGGCGAGCGGGCCGCCGCCGCCGCAGUACCCAAUGACUCCGCCGCUGCAGGAGGGCGGCGGCGCGCCGGGCGAGCUCGGGCGCCGGCCGGCAGAGCCGCUCGGCAGCCCGACGCCUAUCGUGGCGCCGCCGCCACAGCCGCUCGGCUACCCGCCGGCGGCGCCCGAGUACCAGGUGUCGGUGUCGGCGGCGCCCAACCCGGCGCCCGCCGGCUUCCUGGGCGCCUUCAGCUCGGCGGCUUCGUACGGAGGGUUCGGCUCGUACUCAGCGCAGCAGCCGGUCUAUAGCCAGGCCGGCCUGCCACUGCCGUCGCCGCAGCAGCAGCAGUCGAUGGCGCAGCAGCAGCAAUCGAUGGCGCAGCAACACCACCAGCAGCUGCCCGGCUUCGGCCACCACCAGCAGCCUCAGCAGCCGCCUCAGCAGCAGCAGCAGCCGGGGCAGUCGCCGUGCCAGCCUCAGCAGCAACAGGAGGGCGGGGAGGAGAACGGCGAGCAGUCGGAGGACGCUCCGUCUCCGGGCUCGGCCAGCGGCAGCGUGCAGAGCUCUGAGGACUCAGAAUGCACCGAGGAGCCCUACAUCUGCUGCAACAAGCGCUUCAGCAGCCUGCAGUACUACAAGCUGCACCGCGAGAGUCAGCAUAGCGGCGAGCGGCAGACCAAGUGCGCCCAGUGCUGCCGCCGGCACCGGCCAGAGGUCAGCUGCGCAGAGUACGACCGCACACACCGGCGCCGCCACCAGUGCUCCAUCUGCGACAAGGAGUUCACGCACUUCUCCGAUCUCAAGCGGCACCGCUACACGCACCAGGCCGAGAAGCCCUUCAUCUGCCACGUCUGCGGCAAGGGCUUCAUCCGCAAGGAUCAGAUGGAGAAGCACAUGCCGACCCACGAGGGCGCACCGCAGCCGGCGGCCAGCCCGCACCAGCAGUGGUCGCCGCUCGGCGCCCCGCCCCCGGCGGCCUUCUCCGGAGUCGCCAACGGCAGCAAUAUGAACGGCAAUAUGAACGGCAGCAUCAACGGCGGUCUGAACGGCGCCGUCAACGGCAACGGCCAUCUGAUGCAGCCGAGCUUUUGAAGGACUUCCGCGCCGCUAUCGAACAGCUCAGGGACGCUUAUAGAGGGCAGAGAGUAAACGCUUUCUGCUUCAGUGCCAUGUAUAUAACUGUGUUGUGAUAGAGAGAGCGACCGCGUGCAUCUCAUUGGAAAAGACAUGUGCCAAGUUCCUACGCAUCUCAGACGAAUCUCAGGUAGGCCGGCCGGUGUCGAGGCGGUCUGAUAUUCAUCUCAAUGACGAGCUCAGGGGUUUCUCAGUGACGAGCUCAGGGGUUUGUUGUGCGAGUGAACGAGGUUCGAACUCAGUGAGCGACUCAGGGUUUUACGUGAGUGUUUCGCACGCGGUGGCAAGCUCAGGAGAUUUGCUGAGCGCGAAUGAGAGGCCUGUUCACUGAUUGGCGAAAACUCAGGCACGGUGUUUGUAAGUGUGUGUGCAGAUGUUUGUACCUGAGCGGGCUGCUCACUGCCAGGACGGGUUUGUACCACGACGUAGCCGAGGUCGGUUGUUUGAAAACAUUGCAGUGUUUUAUCGCUGACCAUACUGGCGACUCUCAUGAACUAUUUUCAACCAGCUUUGUGGAUUGUGGAAGCUCCGACGCGAGUAAAAUGCGAGGCAUGCGCCACGUGCAAGAGAAGGACAGCCUUGAUUGAAGGGCCUGAUAAGAACUUCCAUUUAGGGACGCGUGUGCCAUAGUUUUGAUCCCCAUAAUGUUGUGCUCAUACCCAAUCCCAUAUUUGACUUGUGCCAAUAACUGUUGCCAGCGUCUUCGUGUUUUUGACGAGCGAAGAUGAUUGCCAGAUCGGGAUUGGUUAUAAAUGGGAUGUUAUUAAUCAUGUUUGCGAUCAUCAUUUCCAGCAGUGUACUUGCCAUCCAGCAUUUCCGUUUGAGUUUUUGAUCUCUGCUCGAAUACUCGAUGGGUUUUUGUACGUAAUAAAUAUGCUGCUGGACAUA
Amphibalanus amphitrite is the source of this 3491-nucleotide messenger RNA. Its product is annotated as trithorax group protein osa-like. Bases 315 to 2561 code for a protein of 748 amino acids. The transcript has a single exon. Lineage: Eukaryota; Metazoa; Arthropoda; Thecostraca; Balanomorpha; Balanidae. The record is from RefSeq and is a predicted model, not a curated record.